AUGGACAACUAUACCUGGCACUCUGGGACCCUCAUCCCUUCCGAUUCACCAUCAUCCAUUGAUCGCUCGCAGCUCUAUCUGGAGAUCCUCGGCGUUCUUAGCGUGGUCUACCUGCUCCAAACCCUGGUCGCAUAUUCCAAAUCCUUCAAGGCCCCUUUCGUGGGCUUCCGAUUCUGGUAUGAGCCGAAAUGGUUGGUAGGACUACGUUUCUCCCAGGGCGCUCUGGCGCAGGUCAAUGAAGGAUACGCCAAGUACAAGAACGCCAUGUUCAAGGUCGCCCGCAACGACUCAGACAUCCUGGUUAUCCCCAACAAGUAUGUCGAGGAACUGCGAUCCCUGCCUGACGAGAAGAUCAGCGCCAUCCGCGCGCAUAUCAAGAAUCUCCUGGGAAAGUACUCGACCACGCUGAUCCUCCUGGAGAGCGACCUGCAUACGCGCAUGCUGCAGACCAAGCUGACCCCUAAUCUCGGCUCCUUCAUCGAGGUCAUCGAGUCGGAGCUCCUCUUCGCCAUGGACCAGGAGAUCCCCGCGAACCUAGACGACUGGCAGAGCGUCAAUGUGUUCCACAUCGUUCUUCGCAUCGUGGCGCGCAUCUCCGCACGCGUGUUCUUGGGCGUCCCCGCCUGCCGCAAUGAGGAAUGGCUCCAGACCUCUAUUCACUACACCGAGAACGUCUUUGCGACCGUCAUGCUGUUGCGGCGCUUCCCCAAGUGGAUGCACCCGAUUGUGGGACACCUCCUCCCCAGCUACUGGGCAAUCCACAGGAACCUGCGGACCGCGAAGCGCAUCAUCAGUCCCAUGGUGCGCCAGCGCCGCGCAGAAGAGGCCAAGCGGAACCCGGACUAUGUAAAGCCCAACGAUCUCCUCCAGUGGAUGAUGGACGGCGCAAACGAGAACGACGGGCAGCCCGACAAGCUGGCGCACCGCCAGCUCCUCCUAAGCCUGGCUUCCAUCCACACAACAACCAUGGCGGCGGCGCACUGCUUCUACGAUCUCUGCCAACAUCCCGAGUACUUUGAGCCGUUGCGCGAGGAGAUCAACGACGUAAUUGCCCAGGAUGGCGGCUGGAAAAAGACCACUCUCAACAAGAUGCGCAAGCUGGACAGCUUUCUUAAAGAAAGCCAACGCAUCAACCCGCCCAGUCUCUUGGCAUUCAACCGCAUUGUCUCGGAAGACCUGACGCUCUCGGACGGCACCCUCCUGCCCAAAGGAACGCAUUUCAGCAUGCCCUCCGCGGCCAUCCUCCAGGACAACGGCGUGGAACCCGGUGCCGACCAAUUCGAUGGGUUCCGAUACUACAAGAAGCGCCUCAACCCCGAGGAAGCCAACAAGCACCAGUUCGCCAUGACCGACAACAACAACCUCCAUUUUGGCCACGGCAAGUACUCAUGUCCCGGCCGCUUCUUCGCCUCCAACGAGAUCAAGAUCAUCAUGGCGCACCUGUUGACCGACUACGAAUUCAAAUACCCCCGGGGCGCGACAAGGCCGCGGAAUCUGACGGCCGAUGAGAACCUGUAUCCAGAUCCGUCGGCACGUCUGCUCAUGAGACGACGGGUGGUGGCUCCGCCGCAGGCGUCGAUCACGCCGCAGCUUGUCUCAGCCUAG
Messenger RNA from Aspergillus nidulans FGSC A4, 1605 nucleotides. Its product is annotated as protein CYP503B1. Gene Ontology annotation, cellular component: membrane. Gene Ontology annotation, molecular function: iron ion binding; oxidoreductase activity, acting on paired donors, with incorporation or reduction of molecular oxygen; heme binding. The record is from RefSeq and is a predicted model, not a curated record. Gene Ontology annotation, biological process: secondary metabolic process; terpenoid biosynthetic process. The coding region runs from base 1 to 1605 and encodes 534 amino acids. The transcript is spliced from 3 exons. Lineage: Eukaryota; Fungi; Ascomycota; Eurotiomycetes; Eurotiales; Aspergillaceae.